AUGGCGACCACAAAGAGCGCGUUCCUGCACCGCUCCCUUAAAGAGUUUCCAGCGCAGGUCGUCGAAGCAAAGGACAAGACCCUGGUCUUUUCCGAUGGAACAAAGGUCCUGGACUCGACGUGCGGCGCGGCCGUCGCGUGCAUCGGCUACAACAACGACUUGUCGGAGCGGGUCAAGCAGGCCAUGAUCCGGCAGAUGGACAAGUUCCCCUACUGCAACUCCUUCUUUGGCCACGAGGUCGGCGAGCAGCUGGCGCAGGAGCUGAUGGACGGCACAGGAGGUGCCAUGUCCAAGGCGUACAUUGUGAACUCUGGCUCCGAAGCAAUGGAAGGAACCAUGAAGAUGGCCCGCCAGUACUUUCUAGAACUGCAGCCACCCCAGCCCAGCCGCAUCAACUUCAUUGCGCGCGAGGGUUCCUACCACGGCACCACGCUCGGCGCCCUGUCCAUGAGCGGCCACGUGGGCCGGCGCAGCAAGUUCCUCGACCUGCUGCUGCCCAACGUCGCCAGGGUAUCGCGGUGCGACGCGUACCGCGGCAUGAAGGAAGGGCAGUCGGUUGCCGAGUAUGUGGAGCAGCUCGCCGACGAGCUGGACAAGAAGUUCCAAGAGCUCGGGCCGGAGACGGUUUGUGCCUUUGUUGCCGAGCCGGUAGUCGGUGCGACUCUUGGUUGCGUGCCCGCCGUGCCGGGAUACUUUGAGGCAAUGAGGAAGGUGUGCGACAAGUACGGCGCCUUGCUUAUUUUGGACGAGGUCAUGUCUGGCAUGGGACGAAGCGGGACGCUGCACGCUUGGCAACAAGAGGGCGUCGUCCCAGAUAUCCAAACCAUCGGAAAGGGCCUCGGAGGCGGCUACGCGCCGGUCGCUGCCUUUAUGAUUAACCAUCGGGUGGCAGACACGCUGGAAAGUGGGACAGGGGAGUUCAUGCACGGUCAUACAUAUCAGGGUCAUGCCUUGGGGUGCGCAGCCGCCCUCGAGGUGCAGCGCAUCGUCAGGGAGGAAAACCUGAUUGACAAUGUCAAGCAGAGGGGAGUGCAGCUAGAGAAGCUCCUGCAGCAGCAUCUCGGCAAUCAUCCGAAUGUUGGAAACAUUAGGGGCAAAGGUCUCUUCUGGGGCAUUGAGUUUGUGGCGGACAAAGCAUCCAAGGAGCCGUUCCCUCGCUCUGUCGACUUGGCCAACAAAGUCAAUCGUGCCGGUGUCAAAGAGUUUGGUGUCAGUCUCUACCCGGGGACAGGGACAAAGGAUGGAGUAUUGGGUGAUCAUGUCAUACUUGCGCCGGCUUACAACUGCACGGCCGACGAGAUUGAGGAGAUUGUAAUCAAGACAAAGGAGACGGUGGCGCGAGUCUUACGAGUCAAAAAUGCUGAGACAGCUACAAGUGCUUGA
Messenger RNA from Pyricularia oryzae 70-15, 1383 nucleotides. RefSeq names its product aminotransferase. The transcript is spliced from 7 exons. Gene Ontology annotation, molecular function: pyridoxal phosphate binding; transaminase activity. Bases 1 to 1383 code for a protein of 460 amino acids. The record is from RefSeq and is a predicted model, not a curated record. Lineage: Eukaryota; Fungi; Ascomycota; Sordariomycetes; Magnaporthales; Pyriculariaceae. Gene Ontology annotation, cellular component: cytosol.